UGCAAACUACAACUCCUAGCAUCCCUCGGGGGGAAAACUCAGCCUGGUGCUUGUGCCAGCACUUCCCUAAGUCUUCACUUCCUCCAAACAUAACGUGAGUGUGGCAAGACAUGAUUGCUGAAAUGAACAAGAAGCAAUUUACUGAGAAGAUCUUGAAUCAUGCCCUGGGGAUCAUCUACCUCCUGACUGGAGAGGUAAGUGAAUAUGUGGUUGUAAAGAAGAAUUCCCCACACAGCAGCACACAUUUACUGACUGGAGAUGUACCAAUAAAAUGUGGUGACAUAUCCAUAUAUUUCUCCAUGGAGGAAUGGGAUUACAUAGAGAAAAACAAGAACAUUUAUAAGGAUGUGACAGUUAAUAAUGGCCAAUCCUUCAAUGAAAUGAGAAUGGAAACCAAAAUGAGUUUAGAUGUUCAGGAGGAUGAAAUAGAAUGUGUGUCAAUACCUGAUGAAAUGGAGGAUACAGAAACAAAGGAAGAAGCCAGUAAACCUUUAGAUAUAGAACCAGAAGUUAUUAUUGGUGACAUUAAUGAUUCUGCAGCAAGAAUUGAACAGGUGGAUGAGAUGCCUGAUAGUGGACAUUUGGUGGAUAAAUCUGAGACAGUCAUUGAUGUCACAGACGAUUCCGUAUUGGUGAGAAGAGUAGAGGAAUCUCAUUCUGUGCUUGUUCACGAUGAAGCUCCAGUUGAACGAACUUACAUUACUGAGGAUUUCCAGGAGGAAAACUUUAUCAAUAACUUCCCCGAUGUUGUUAAUGUUAUGCCUGAUCCUUUGCCUAAUCAGCAUGAACCUAAACCAUUCCCUCUGGUUGAAAGUUUUCUCCAUGAUAAUAAUACAACAUGGGACAAUAUGCAUCUUAUAAGACGAAAAAGUAGGAAGCAAGACCUGCAUUCCAAAGCAGAACAUUUUGAAUUUGAAGCAAUACCCAAUGAAGACCAGCUUGAUGAAUUUGACAAUGACUUGACAUACAAACAGUGUCUUACCUUACCUCAAGAACCAGCCACACCUUUUAUAUGUGGAGAAUGUGGCAAAUGUUUCAUCUCUGAGCCAUUCCUUGCAGAGCACAUGAAGAAGCAUUCAGUUGAGAGGCCUCAUAGAUGCCACCAGUGUGGCAGGGAGUUUGAGUACAGAUCCCGUCUUGUAGUACACCUAAGAACUCACAAUGGAGAAAAGCCCCAUAAAUGCGAGGAGUGUGGGAAGGACUUUAACUAUAGGUCCCGUCUUCUUGUACAUCAGCGGAAACACACAGGAGUAAAGCCUCACAAGUGUAUUCAGUGUGGCAAACAGUUUGAUUACAGAUCUCACCUGCUUAGACAUCAGAGAACACAUACAUGAAUGUAGAGUGUUUCUUAUUCCACUCUGGAGUGUUAUUGAGGAGACUGGUCUCCAAGUCACUGAUUGCAUAACGACAAAUAGAUGGAGCAUAUACUGAAAUGCAGUAUAUGCUGCUGUCAUGCAUACCACAGAAGACAAUCGUUUCUGGUGCAGCUUAAGCAUUUUUCAGCGUGGAAAGUGUUGACAGAGAAACUUUUGAUUGAUGGAGAAGAAAAGAUUGUGUUCUUGGGAAGAUGUCCUACUAUACUAACGAUGACCUGAGAGUCAUGUCUGCAAUUCAAAAGCACAAGAGAGCUGCAUGAGAUCAUAAGUGGUUCUGAGCUCCACCUGUAGACUGCUGUCGUUUCUUAAUAUCCAGGGAGCAAUGCGGAAAUCACUAAAGUAAUCAAGAAUAAAGUUCUUUUUGGAGAUUUACAGCAAAUAAGCAUCACUAGUCUAUGGAAGGUAGACAAUUGAAGAGAAUUUAAAAAAAUUAAAUACACCUGUUUGUAAAAAUCAUAGAUGUCUCUUCUAAAAUGUAAUAUUGGUGGUAAGUCCCAAGGCAGUUUCUAACCUACAAUGAAGGCUUCCGUCAUGAUUUCUAUCCUUGGUGAUAAGCAAAGACAUUUUUGACCAGUGAAAAUCAAGUAUGUGUAUCCAGACCACUUCUACAGAACCCAUACUUCCCCCAUUCACUGGCCAACCCGGUAUUCAGGUGGAAACAGCUGAUUUUACGUCACUUGAUUUUUAUUC
This is a messenger RNA of Rana temporaria (common frog), 2066 nucleotides long. RefSeq names its product zinc finger protein 568-like. Gene Ontology annotation, molecular function: DNA-binding transcription factor activity; RNA polymerase II cis-regulatory region sequence-specific DNA binding. NCBI's taxonomy places the organism in Eukaryota, Metazoa, Chordata, Amphibia, Anura, Ranidae. Gene Ontology annotation, biological process: regulation of transcription by RNA polymerase II. The coding region runs from base 111 to 1334 and encodes 407 amino acids. The transcript has 7 exons. The record is from RefSeq and is a predicted model, not a curated record.